AUGUCUGCUGAACCAUAUGAACCAGAAUUCCAACAAGCCUACAACGAAGUUUACAACUGUUUGAAAGACUCUACUUUGUUCGACAAGAAACCUGUCUACAAGAAGGUUUUGCCAGUUGUCUCUGUUCCAGAAAGAAUCAUCCAAUUCAGAGUUACCUGGGAAAAUGACAAAGGUGAACAAGAAGUCGCUACUGGUUUCAGAGUUCAAUUUAACUCUGCUAAGGGCCCAUACAAGGGUGGUUUGAGAUUCCAUCCAACCGUUAACUUGUCCGUUUUGAAGUUCUUGGGUUUCGAACAAAUCUUCAAGAACGCUUUGACUGGUUUAUCUCUUGGUGGUGCCAAGGGUGGUCUAUGUUUCGAUCCAAAGGGUAGAUCUGAUUCCGAAAUUAGAAGAGUAUGUUACGCUUUCAUGAAGGAAUUGUCCAGACACAUUGGUCAAGACGUUGAUGUCCCAGCUGGUGACAUUCAAGUUGGUGGUCGUGAAAUCGGUUAUUUGUUCGGUGCAUACCGUCACUACAAGAACUCUUGGGAAGGUGUUUUGACCGGUAAGGACUUGAACUGGGGUGGUUCUUUGAUCAGACCAGAAGCUACUGGUUACGGUCUGAUUUACUACACUGAAGCUAUGAUCAAGUAUGCUUCCCAAGGUAAGGAAUCUUUCGAAGGUAAGCGUGUUGUCAUCUCCGGUUCCGGUAACGUUGCCCAAUAUGCUGCUUUGAAAUGUAUUGAAUUGGGUGCUACCGUUUUGUCUUUGUCCGAUUCUAAGGGUUCUGUCAUCUCCGAAACUGGUAUCACUGCAGAGCACAUCUACGCUAUCCAAGAUGGUAGAGCAGCCUGGAAGACUUUGGAACAAAUCGUUGGUGAAGCUUCUGUCUUCUCUGGAAGUUCUGUGAAAUACAUCGCUGGUGCUAGACCAUGGGUUCACGUAGGUAAGGUUGAUGUUGCUUUGCCAUGUGCCACUCAAAACGAAGUUUCUGGUGCUGAAGCUGAACACUUGGUUGCCAAUGGUGUCAAGUUCGUUGCUGAAGGUUCUAAUAUGGGUUCCACUCAAGAAGCCAUCGAUGUCUUCGAAGGUGUUCGUUUGCAAACUGCCUCCGCUAGUGCUCCUGCCGUCUGGUACGCUCCAGGUAAGGCUUCUAACAUGGGUGGUGUUGCUGUUUCUGGUUUGGAAAUGGCUCAAAACUCCGCUAGAGUUUCAUGGACCAGAGAAACAGUUGACGCUGAAUUGAAGAAGAUCAUGACUACUUGUUUCGAUGACUGUGUUACUACUGCAAAGGAAUAUUCUAACGAAUCUAACGUUGAAGCUUUGCCAUCUUUGGUUAAGGGUGCUAACUUGACUGGUUUCAUCAGAGUUGCUGAUGCUAUGUUGCACCAAGGUGAUGUUUUCUAA
Messenger RNA from Kluyveromyces lactis, 1386 nucleotides. RefSeq names its product glutamate dehydrogenase (NADP(+)) GDH3 (gene GDH3). The transcript has a single exon. The record is from RefSeq and is a predicted model, not a curated record. Gene Ontology annotation, cellular component: cytosol. Gene Ontology annotation, molecular function: L-glutamate dehydrogenase (NADP+) activity. Bases 1 to 1386 code for a protein of 461 amino acids. Lineage: Eukaryota; Fungi; Ascomycota; Saccharomycetes; Saccharomycetales; Saccharomycetaceae.